This is a messenger RNA of Aspergillus caelatus, 702 nucleotides long. Its product is annotated as GFA family protein. The transcript has 5 exons. Gene Ontology annotation, molecular function: carbon-sulfur lyase activity. The coding region runs from base 204 to 596 and encodes 130 amino acids. Lineage: Eukaryota; Fungi; Ascomycota; Eurotiomycetes; Eurotiales; Aspergillaceae. The record is from RefSeq and is a predicted model, not a curated record.
CCCACAUCGAGUUAUGGUCCAAGCUUCAUUAACUCGUGGUCGUAGUCUCCACUCCACAAUUUAUCAUCAACUGGAGCAUUUAUAAUACAACAGUGCCGAAUCGAAUGCCGGCCCAACUGAAGACUUAACUUUAACCUUACCACUCACCCUUAAACAAAGAAUUACUUUCCCAGAAAACAGAUUGGAUAAAUCUAGAAUACAUCAUGCCCUACGAAGGCCAUUGCAUAUGCGGACGUAUCCGCGUCCUGCUGGAACAGCAACCUCCAAGUUCACUCAUUUGCCACUGCCAAAAUUGUAGUAGAUCGGGAGGUGGCUCCUCUAUAAACUACGUCCUCCACAAGGAAGAAGUCACCAUCCAAGACCCUCAGGCCAGUCUAAAAGUAUACGAAGAUGUGAACACAGUUAGUGGAAAUCACAUCCAGCGUAAAUUCUGCUCAAAUUGUGGCAGUCCGAUUAUGACAGAGAGCCCUAGCUUUCCGGGGAAGGCUAUUGUGAAGGCUUCUUUGUUUGAUGUGAUCUCUCAGCCUGAUAAGGAGCUUUUCACGGCUCAGAGACAGGCAUGGAAGGGGCCUGUUGAGGGGGCGAAGCAGGAAUAGUGAAUUGUAUUGUUAGACUAGAGGGGUGGUGUUAAGUGUAGGUAGUGCUGGAGUUGAUAUUUUUGAAAUGAGAUGUGAGUUUCUAGAAUAUAGAUAUCACGGAAUA